AUGAUAACGACAUCAAUCUCAAAACGUAAUAGAUCAGAUUAUUUCAAUAGAUCACUGAAUGCUGAUAAUAAGAACAUCGGAAAUUUACCUCAUUAUUAUAAUAACAGUAGAAUUGUUAUUGGUAUAGGUAGAGAUAGCAUCGAUGGUAGUGUUGUUGAAAGAGGAAUUUAUUUUGAGCGUUCAUUUUCAAGACUACAAAAUGCGAUAAUACGAGAACGAUUUUUAAGGAAGACAUUAAGUCAAAUCUUACAAAACUUAAGAUUCAUAUUAGAGAAUGAAUCAAAUUUUUCUAAUACCAAGAAAUGGUGGAUAAUAAAUAGAAUAGUUGAUUCCGAUUAUGAGAAUGCAAUUUUAACAUUGUUAAGAUAUCAUAAACAAGAUUAUAUUAGAAUACCUUUUGAUUCGGAUGAAUAUUUCAAACGAGAUUUUAGAUUGGAAGAUUUUCCUGAACCCGAUUUCUUUCAUUCUUAUGAAUAUAUGAAUUUUUCUAAAGUCGCUAAAUUGAGAACCAUUGAUUUUACUUAUCAUGAUAAAAAUCUUUAUGCAAUGAAUAAUAUUGAUGAAUGGGGUAAUGAUUAUAAAUAUUUUGUGAUACCCAUGACAAGAUUAUUAAAUAAUACCCAUUUAUUAAUUAAUCCGGAUAAUCGUCCACCUACUUCUGAAGGUGUCUCUCCACUUCAAAUGCAUAAGAAACCUUCUGUACCAUGGGAAACUUAUGAUAUUCCUCACUUUAAUUCACCUGAAAUUAAAUAUAAAAUGGUAGGAUGGAUUUUUAGACUUUUCUCUGGAAAAGCGUCACUUGAAGAAUCGGGAAUGUUAAGAGCAUUCAAUCGUUUACUUGCCAUUCAAGAUUUUUUAGAUGGAAUUGAUGAACGAAUUGCUCGUACCAAUCAAGGAUUUGAUCCCAACCGAUUAUCUUUGUAUAAUGAGAAAUUACUUAAUACCGCUAGAUUAAAUUAUUGGUCCGAAGGAUUUCAACAUGAUGAAUUUGAUCAAUACACAUCUACUUCUCCAUUUUCAUUACCAAAAAUUUCUACUUCUGCAUUAUUUGAAAAUAUCACAACUUUGACUUUAGCUCAUUUUUUUUCUGGUGAUAGUCGUUAUUCUCUUUGGGCGGCAAAUUUAGUUCGUACUUUUAUCCUUUCAUCUUAUGGAAUUAGUGAACAAGAUGAACUUAAGGUAACAUCUUACAAUUAUGAUUUUGAUGCUGUAAGUGAUGAAGGAUAUGGUUUUCCACAUUUAAACAAAAUUCCUAGAAUGAUACCAAAAUUCUUUGAGAAACCUAGAAAAAAAAAUAAUGAAUCAUCAAUAUUAUCAUUCCCUUAUGAUUUAGUUGAAACCGAUCCUAGUCAUUUUCUUGAUUCCUGUAGAUUACUUUAUAAAUCGAAAACUUUGACUCAUAAAGAAUAUAUUGAAUUACAACAAUUUGCUUCAAGGUGGUUAGAAUAUUUGAUAAAUUCUCCGGAAGGUAUAGCCAGAGCACGUGAACCCGAUCAUAAAGGAACCCUUUAUGAUUUACAAGUUCUUUCAUUAUCAGGAUUUACUAAUGAUGUGAGACUUUAUCUUCGAAUAUCAAAUCGUCUAAGAAUGAGAAUUGGAAAACAAUUUUAUAUUUCCAAUGAUAAUCAACUUGAAAAUUCCAAAGCUCAAGCAGCACAUGAAAAUAAUGAUAAACGAUUAGGAAUAAGGCAUGAAUAUGGUGAUGAACACGAUUAUUUUCAACAAUAUUUAAAUAAAUUUAGUGAUAAAACGAAUUUAGAUAGUACUGCGGUUAGUAAUGAGAGUAGUAAUGAGAGUAGUAAUGAGUGUAGUAAUGAUGGUAGUAAUGAAGCGGGUGGUGGUAGUAUAAUGAUAGAAAAAGAAGAAAGAGAUAAAUUAGAUUUUCGGUUGGGAUUAGGCAAGAAAUCACGAAAAUGGGGAAUACCGCCAUUUUGGAUGUUCGGAGUUGCUUAA
Molecule: messenger RNA, 1953 nt
Organism: Diversispora eburnea
Lineage: Eukaryota; Fungi; Glomeromycota; Glomeromycetes; Diversisporales; Diversisporaceae
Source: the annotation of a GenBank genome assembly